AGACCGUUUCCCUCAAGCAGGUCGAGGUGGGAAUAAAAGACCGGGGCAAAGUUUAGUGAGCUCAGGGGGAGAAAAGUUUAGACACUCAUCCGUCCAUAGAUGACACAGAAGGGGCCGUAGACGCACCGAGAAGCAGUCUGGGAAAGUUACGGAUGCAAGCGAGACGCUGAUAUUUCCCCCCAGGACUCUAUUAAAUUUAAAAUACUGCGAAAAGGAAGACGCAUCUGAAGCCAUGAAGAAAUCCUCCUAUCCAGUGCGAUCAGUCAGCGCUCGAACAAGAAGAACAGAAAGGGAAGUAUCCGGCAUCACCAGUCCCACGCUGAAACGGUCGUUUGAGGUGGAGGACACGGAUACAACCACACACCCCUCACCUCUGUCUCGCCGCACCACCAACCCCCUCCGUUCUUCCACGUCCUCCUCAACCAGCCAGCGGAGCUACGACCUGAGCUCGCGCAACUCGGACUACUCCUCGUCCUCCAGGUCCACUGCAUCCGACUCCUCCAACAUCCGAUCGCCGAAGGCGGGCAUGAGGCGCGUUGAGCUAUCAGGAGGGCGAAACCCUGACGCGGCCGCUGCCCGCCGGGCGGAGAUUUCCAUCGAGGUCUCCUCCAAACAGGUCGACAGCUCGCCCAGUGCCGGCAUCGCCCGCUUCGGCCUGAAGCGGCCAGAGGUGAGUCUGAGCAGCCGGAGCAAUGCCCUGGACGGCGCCCCGAACUCCAUCUCCGGCAUCACAAACCGACGGGCGGAACUCAGCAUGACUCGGUCUCAGGAGCCCCCUGCCCCUCCCAGGAGGAUGGACACCCAGCUGUCGUCUACGCCGGUCUCUAGGAUCCCCGAGCCCCCCCAGAGAAGAGCCGAGCCCCCCUCUCCCAGUCUGAGCCUCAUCGACGGCGUCUCCAGGAGGCCAGAGGUUCCUGUCUUCAGACAACCGGACAGCCCAGUGUCAGGCAGCACUUUAGAGAACAACAACCACCCACCGCCUGCGCCCGCCGCUCCCCUGCCAACCCUGGCGGAGCCACGGGUGGAAAAGGUGCCGUCACCUGUCACAGAGCAGCCCACAACCCGACCGACAGACCGACCAGAGGUGUUCCCCAGCAACAGCAGCAGUGCCAUGUCUGAGGCGGUGGCGCCUGACACCAUGGUUCCCCCAGCAGCGGGCGGCCUGUACGGCGAGAAGGCCGGCGGAGCCGUGGUGGACUUCAGUUAUGUGGGCAUCGAUGCCAUUCUGGAGCAGAUGAGGAGAAAAGCCAUGAAGCAGGGCUUCGAGCUUAACAUCAUGGUUGUAGGACAGAGUGGCCUUGGAAAGUCAACUCUGAUGAACACCCUGUUCAAGUCUAAAGUCAGCAGGAAGUCUGUCCUGGGCACAGGCCAGGAGAAGAUCCCCAAAACUAUCGAAAUUAAGUCCAUCAGUCAUGACAUUGAGGAGAAAGGAGUGAGAAUGAAGCUGACCGUCAUCGACACACCAGGAUUUGGAGACCAGAUUAACAAUGAGAACUGCUGGCAGCCCAUCAUGAAGUUUAUUAACGACCAGUAUGAAGCGUACCUGCAGGAGGAAAUCAACAUCAACAGGAAGAAAAGGAUUCCAGACUCCAGAGUCCACUGCUGCAUAUACUUCAUCCCCCCGACUGGUCACUGUCUGCGGCCUCUUGAUGUAGAGUUCAUGAGGCGUCUCAGUAAGGUGGUCAACAUCGUCCCUGUCAUUGCUAAGGCAGACACUCUCACGCUGGAGGAGAGGGACUUCUUCAAAAAGAAGAUCAGGGAAGAGCUGCGAGCCAAUGGGAUUGAUGUCUACCCUCAGAAGGAAUUUGAUGAGGAUGCCGAGGACAGAAUGAUUAAUGAAAAAAUCAGGGAGAUGAUCCCCUUUGCAGUAGUGGGCAGCGAUCAGGAGUACCAGGUGAACGGCAGGAGGUUGCUGGGGAGGAAGACCAAGUGGGGCACUAUUGAAGUUGAGAACAUCGCCCACUGUGAGUUUGCCUACUUAAGAGACCUUCUUAUAAGGACCCACAUGCAGAACAUCAAGGACAUCACCAGCAGCAUCCAUUACGAAAUGUACCGCGUGAGGCGCCUCAAUGAGAACAACACGGCUGUGGCUCAUGCCAACGGCGUCCCCGAGCAUCACCUGACCGCCCACGAGAUGUAGGCGCCACCUGUCCCCGUCUGCAGCCUAAUGCCCGAGCUAUGAGACUUUUUAAUCCCCCCCCCCCACUCCAUGCCUCCACUCCAGCCCCGAUCUCACAGGUGGGGUAAAAAAAAAAACUCUAAAGCCUGCCAGAGGGACUUUGUCGCCUGCAGCUUAAAGGGCUCCAUGUCAGUUUAUUUCGUUUUUUUCCCCCAAACUUUAUCUUUAUUGAUGACAAAACGGAGAAGAAAGGGUUCUGCCUUCAAGCAGCUUUGUUUAUAUAGCCGCCUCCUGUCUUACACAUUUUACAGUUAAUAUUUUUGGUGCCAAACCGAUCAGAUUCGUCUGUUUUGCUUUAAUCAGUUAAACACGUUGACGUUUUGUUUCUGUGGUAGAGAUUUGUGCCGCAUUAAAAGCAAAGUGUUUCGUCCCGGAACACACACACUACACUAAUAUGCAUGAAAACCGACGAUCGUGUUUUAAUGUUAUCGCUGCAUGAUCGGAGCAUGUUGGAAGAGGGCGGGGUAGUUCUCUCCCAACGUGACUGAC
Molecule: messenger RNA, 2668 nt
Organism: Fundulus heteroclitus (mummichog)
Lineage: Eukaryota; Metazoa; Chordata; Actinopteri; Cyprinodontiformes; Fundulidae
Product: septin-9
Exons: 12
Coding region: 233-2140 (635 amino acids)
Biological process (GO): cytoskeleton-dependent cytokinesis
Cellular component (GO): septin complex; septin ring; cell division site
Molecular function (GO): GTPase activity; GTP binding; molecular adaptor activity
Source: RefSeq, a predicted model, not a curated record